Messenger RNA from Oncorhynchus tshawytscha (Chinook salmon), 1923 nucleotides. Its product is annotated as ectonucleoside triphosphate diphosphohydrolase 5-like. NCBI's taxonomy places the organism in Eukaryota, Metazoa, Chordata, Actinopteri, Salmoniformes, Salmonidae. The record is from RefSeq and is a predicted model, not a curated record. The transcript has 13 exons. The coding region runs from base 232 to 1554 and encodes 440 amino acids. Gene Ontology annotation, biological process: nucleoside diphosphate catabolic process. Gene Ontology annotation, molecular function: UDP phosphatase activity; GDP phosphatase activity. Gene Ontology annotation, cellular component: membrane.
UUUUGGUUGUAUCUUCUAUCCAGUUAAAUCAGGACUCAGACGCAGUGUCAAUUAGGCUAUCUAGCGUGCUGUUGGCUAAACUAAACUUUCCUCUACACAACUGCCUCAGUCUCCACUCUUCUAUUAGUUGAGUUGACUAAGAUACCCGUUAGUCCAUCAGGUUUAGCCUAAUCUCUUGGCUUCAUACCCAUCAGAGGGACACUCAUCUCCUGCUCCUUCGCCAGAGUGAGGAUGUCUCUCCAGGCUCCGCUCCAACCUGCAGUGGUCCUGUCUCUGGUUCUGGUUGUGUUGGCUCUGACAGGGCUGUCCCAUGCCCAGCUCCAGCCCAAGGCUUCCGUCCUGGAUUUCUCAGCCAGCCUGGGUAACCUCCUUCCCAGCCUCAGCCGUCCAGCCAACUCCAGCCGGAUCUUCUACGGGGUAAUGUUUGACGCUGGCAGCACUGGGACACGCAUCCAUGUCUACACCUUCAUACAGAAAGACCCUGAGGAGUUACCAGUGUUGGAUAAUGAGAUGUUCCAUUCCAUCAAGCCUGGUCUGUCGGCAUACGCAGACAUGCCUGAAAUGGGUGGGUACACAGUGAGGCAGCUUCUUAAGGUGGCAAAGAAGACUGUCCCGCAGCUGGAUUGGAAGAGAACCCCACUGGUCCUGAAAGCUACAGCAGGACUCAGGCUGCUGCCCCCAGAGAAAGCCCAGGCUCUGCUGGAACAGGUGCAGGACGUGUUUGAUGAAUCUCCCUUCUUCGUCCCAGACGACAGCGUCAGCAUAAUGGAUGGUACAAAUGAAGGAAUUUUGGCGUGGGUUACUGUGAACUUUUUGACAGGUCACCUGUAUGCUGAGACCAGGAAGUCCGUUGGGAUUCUAGAUCUGGGGGGUGGAUCGACUCAAAUCACUUUUCUACCCAAAUCCAAGAAAACCAUUGUAAGUUCUCCUGCUGACUACAUUGCCAGAUUUGACAUGUUCAACUCUACAUAUGAACUGUAUACUCACAGCUACCUGGGUAAUGGCCUGAUGGCAGCCAGACUGGCAGCCCUAGGAGCACUGGGGGCAGAAGGGUUGGAGUGGAGAGUGUUCAAAAGCGCCUGUCUGCCCAAGAAGUUCAGAGAGGAGUGGAGCUUUGGAGGACUCACCUACACAGUCAGCGGGAUACCUGAUGGUUAUGCAGGAUACAAGCUGUGUUACCAGGAGGUGUUGAAGGUAGUAAAGGGAAUAGUUCACCAGCCCUAUGAGUUGAAAGACACCGGUGUGUUCUAUGCUUUCUCCUACUACUUUGACAGAGCCGUGGACGCAGGCCUUAUUGAUGGGACCCAAGGAGGAAUGCUGGAGGUCAGAGACUUUAAGAAGGGAGCUAAAGAGGUGUGUAACAAGAUGUCUAAGUACCGUCCUGUCAGCCCCUUCUUGUGUAUGGACAUGACCUACAUCACCUGUCUGCUCAAAGAUGGCUUCGGCUUCAAAGAGAACACUGUACUGCAGCUGACUAAGAAGGUGAACAAUAUUGAGACAAGCUGGGCAUUAGGUGCCACGUUCAAACACUUCCAGAACCUAAAGAUCCACUGAGAGACAUAAGCCACAGGGUUGGGUGGGCAGGUGGGAUCACUGGUUUACAUGGUGCUCAACAAGAAAUGGACUGAGGAAUACUUGUUUUAAACUGAUAAGCCUUUGUGUCUUGUGAAAUGUAAUGUUUUAAAGAUAUGCCAUAUUUGCAUUUUACAUUUGAGAUGACAUUACAAUUGUUCCAACUUUUUUGUUACCCAACACACAACUGGUACUAUAGUUCAGUAGGUCUGUUGUUUUCAUGUGACUGGCUGCUAUACUGUAGCCUUGUAUUAUAUACACGUCUCUAUUAAAGCACUGGGGGCUGAAACUCAUAGUUUUGUUACUGUACAAAUCUGGAUAUUUUGAUUUCAAUAAAAAAAUAGAAGCUGG